Messenger RNA from Rubroshorea leprosula, 601 nucleotides. The record is from the annotation of a GenBank genome assembly. Lineage: Eukaryota; Viridiplantae; Streptophyta; Magnoliopsida; Malvales; Dipterocarpaceae.
AGAAAGCUAAUAAUUUGAACCAAAAAAAAAGUCGUCUCACAAACUGUUUCAGAAAUUUUCCAGCGCGAAGAUGAUUGACAAGUGAAUUUCGAUAAAGAUGGUGAACAUCAGGCGUGCAAACAGUGAUCGCAUGCCUGGCACUUCUCCAAGGGCUGAGGUAGGAGAGAUUGAUACUAGAGCACCCUUUCAAUCUGUCAAAGCUGCUGUUAGUUUUUUCAGUGAAGUGGCUGUUUCCAGGGAGAAACCUACUCUUAGGAAAUCCAAACUCUCCUCAGGGUAAUUCGUACCUUAGGAAACAAGGAGAUACCUCUGAGCAAGCAAAGUGAUGGGACAGCUACAAUGUACAGGGUAGGCAAGCUGUUUACGGCCCACAUAUUGUAAGGACAAUAUGAAAGUUGGAGUUUUAGGGGAAUCUUUUUGUGUCCAUACAGUAGGGGACAGUACUUGGAAAGGAAGGCUUGUAAAUGACCUUCAGACCAUCUCUUCUGUUGUAUAAGUGACUGCAAUAACGUUGUUGGACCAAGACCUGUGAAGCCUUUCCUUUCUGGAUUGGUGUAGACGGAUCUCCAACCUUUGCACUGAAUACAUAGUCCUGUAAUUC